AUGAACUUCCUGUUGGUACUGACACUAAUUGUGACUAUAAGUGUGCAGAGUAGACAAGAUAAUGUUAGCCUGGAUCCUUGCAACGACUUCUAUGAUUAUGUGUGCACAAAUGACACUAGAAUUAUCACUAAGCUAAACUUCACAAGUUUAUUCGAGGAUCGAGAGAUACUGGUAAAUCCGAACAUCUCAUUUCCGAAUAACGGGACCUACAUCACAUUGGAUGAGAUUCUUGAUCCGGAUAGCUUGAUGAUAUGGUAUCUGAAGAUCGAAUUAUUGAAUACGACCACUGCGGAUUUUGACUAUUUUUUUAAGAUGCAUCGCGAAUAUGUUAAAAAGGAGAACAAAUCGGAGAAGUUCAGUUUUGUGGUGGAGACCCUGGAAAACGUUAAUGUAACGAACACCAAUGCAUUUUCUACGAGUAUUACAUCAACAGCGAGACCGUCACUUGGUUCCCCACAAACUGUAGUACAGUAUGCGCCGAUCUGAAAAUCGAUCGAAUAUGUGAUUUGACGGAAGACCAAUUGAAAUCGACAUUUCGAAAUAUGAAACAUCUAAUUGGAAGCUUAACGGUGGUCAACACUAAUCACAAAAGUGGUGAAUUUCUGGAUGGCUUGGAAUCUUUGGAAUGUGGUGGAGAGUUUCGUAAAAGGAGAACAGCAACCGACGCUCCAAUUUCUCAAUUUGUUUGGAAUGCAAACUCCAAUAUGACCGAAAUAGGGCUUAUCAACUUCACUUCCAUAGCAUGCUUGAGUAUGGAAAUUUUCAAUGUGAAAAUGUUAAAUAUGCCAAAAUUAAAGAACUUCACAAAUCCAUUUGGAAAUGACAUGAAAAUUGGCAUAACUAUCAUGGUUCCCGAUCGAUAUUUUUGUAUUUCUCCCCAAGAAAUGCUGAAUUUUUUAAGCAGCGAUAAUGUUCUUACACCCGAAAUUAACGGAAAGUACUGUGAUCUACCAAGUUCCGUGAGUAACGGAACGGUUUGUAAUUCCACGUCACUAACUGAUGGAUGUACUCAAAUAUUUGGAAGCUUGGUAAUAGGACCUGAAAAUGAGCAAUUUGUGAGCCAACUAAAAUAUGUGGAAAUGAUAUUUGGACGGCUCGUUGUCAAUAACACAAAUUUAACAAAUAUCGAUUUUUUGCAAAGUCUGAAGUAUAUUUAUUCUCUUGAUGGUUCAACCCCAGCGAUUUCCGUUGAAAAUAACCCAUUUCUCUCUAAUUUUUCUUUUCCGAACUUGAAGCUAGCCAAAACAAAAGGCCGCUCUACAAUUUGGUUCAACAAAAAUAGUGAGGCACUGUCUUCGGAUUCAGCAUAUUGCUACAAACUACAAAAAUCUCUAAAUCUUAAUGAAAACCAACUGAUCUACUUUGAUGAGAAAACAUGUGAUCAACUUCCUUCGAAUGCAAGUCCAAUUGCUAAAAUUGUGACAAUUUUCACGACUAUUCUAAUUUCAAAUCAUUUGAACUGA
Molecule: messenger RNA, 1463 nt
Organism: Caenorhabditis elegans
Lineage: Eukaryota; Metazoa; Nematoda; Chromadorea; Rhabditida; Rhabditidae
Source: the annotation of a RefSeq genome assembly